UAUAGUUAUUGUCACUGAUUAAUUCUCGAAUAUUCAUAUUUUCUCUGUGUUCUACAAUCUGAUAUCUCUGCUUCCGAUAUGGCUACUGCGUCAGUGGCGUUCAAAUCAAGGGAGGAUCAUAGGAAGCAGUUGGAAUUGGAGGAAGCACGGAAAGCUGGGCUUGCCCCGGCUGAGGUUGAUGAGGAUGGGAAAGAAAUUAACCCACAUAUUCCUCAGUAUAUGUCAUCUGCCCCUUGGUAUCUUAAUGCUGACAAACCUAGCUUAAAACAUCAACGCAAAUGGAAAUCAGAUCCAAACUAUACUAAAUCCUGGUAUGACAGAGGUGCAAAAAUAUAUCAGGCAGAUAAGUACAGGAAGGGAUCAUGUGAAAACUGUGGGGCAAUGACACAUGAUGCUAAGUCGUGCAUGGAGAGGCCCCGCAAAAUAGGAGCAAAAUGGACAAACAUGCGCAUUGCUCCUGAUGAAAAGAUAGAGACUUUUGAACUGGAUUAUGAUGGCAAACGAGACCGAUGGAAUGGUUUUGAUCCAGCAACAUAUGCCCAUGUCAUUGAGAGAUAUGAGGCAAGGGAUGAGGCUAGGAGGAAAUACCUGAAAGAAAAACAAUUGAAAAAAUUGGAGGAGAAAAAUGGUAAGCAAACUGGAGAGGGCGAGGUAAGUGAUGAAGAGGAUGAUGAAGAUGCUUUGAAGGUUGAUGAAGCUAAGGUUGACGAAAGCAAACAGAUGGAUUUUGCGAAAGUUGAGAAGCGUGUCCGAACCACCGGUGGUGGAAGCACGGGAACUGUUAGAAAUUUGCGUAUUCGUGAGGACACAGCAAAAUAUCUUCUGAAUCUUGAUGUGAAUUCUGCUUAUUAUGAUCCUAAAACUAGAUCUAUGCGUGAAGAUCCUCUUCCUGAUGCUGACCCGAAUGAGAAGUUUUAUGGAGGAGAUAACCAAUAUAGAAUGAGUGGGCAAGCGUUGGAGUUCAAGCAACUCAAUAUUCAUGCUUGGGAAGCCUUUGAAAAAGGCCAAGAAAUCCACAUGCAGGCUGCUCCAUCUCAAGCUGAAUUACUGUACAAGAGCUAUAAGAUCCUCAAGGAGAAGUUGAAGGCUCAUUCUAGAGAAACCAUAAUGGAGAAGUAUGGAAAUGCUGCAACUGAAGAAGAAAUGCCAAGGGAGCUUCUCCUUGGACAAAGUGAGAGGCAGGUUGAAUAUGAUCGUGCUGGAAGGAUCAUACAAGGCCUGGAGGCAUCUCUUCCAAAAAGCAAGUACGAGGAAGAUGUCUACAUCAAUAACCACACGAGUGUCUGGGGAUCAUGGUGGAAGGAUCAUCAGUGGGGCUACAAGUGCUGUCAACAAACCAUUAAAAAUAGUUACUGCACUGGAGCAGCUGGAAUUGAGGCUGCUGAAGCGGCAGCAGAUUUAAUGAAGGCAAAUGUUGCCCGUAAAGCAGCCUCUGAAGACAUGCCUGCCCCAGCAGAGGAGAAAAACCUUGCUACUUGGGGUACUGAUAUACCUGAUGACCUGAUUCUUGACCAGAAAAAACUUGCUGAGGCACUUAAGAAGGAGGAUGAAAGGAAGAAGGAAGAGAAAGAUGAAAGAAAACGAAAAUAUAAUGUUAGAUGGAAUGAUGAGGUUACUGCUGAGGACAUGGAGGUAUAUCGAAUGAAGAAGAUACAUCAUGAUGAUCCUAUGAAGGAUUUUCUGCACUGAUUUUCACCAUAUUCUUUGAUGAUCAUGUGAAGGGGAUUUUCUGCAUUAAUGUUGACCAUAUUCUUUCAGCCAGAAGAGCUGCAUUCUGGAAAAUACUUAAUUAGUGGUGUUGUCAAUCAAAGUUGAGAACCUCACUUAGAAGCCAGAACUUGAAAUGUUUAAUUAAGCAUUGUUGUGAAUAUCAUGGCAUUGUCGUGAACAGAAGUUGCAUCAGGAGCUUGCUUAGAGCUGCUGUUUGUUAAUGAAUCACUGGAUCUUUCCUUCAUAUAUCAUGUAGACUAUUGGACUAGAAGUUGCAACUGAAAAUAAUUAGUCAAUUUUUGUCUUGA
Molecule: messenger RNA, 2018 nt
Organism: Pistacia vera
Lineage: Eukaryota; Viridiplantae; Streptophyta; Magnoliopsida; Sapindales; Anacardiaceae
Product: pre-mRNA-splicing factor SLU7
Exons: 10
Coding region: 79-1689 (536 amino acids)
Biological process (GO): mRNA splicing, via spliceosome
Cellular component (GO): spliceosomal complex
Molecular function (GO): pre-mRNA 3'-splice site binding
Source: RefSeq, a predicted model, not a curated record